Nestor notabilis (Kea) is the source of this 2923-nucleotide messenger RNA. RefSeq names its product retinoblastoma 1 (gene RB1). Gene Ontology annotation, cellular component: Rb-E2F complex; chromatin; nucleus. The record is from RefSeq and is a predicted model, not a curated record. The transcript has 26 exons. The annotation marks the transcript as partial. Gene Ontology annotation, molecular function: RNA polymerase II transcription regulatory region sequence-specific DNA binding. Gene Ontology annotation, biological process: regulation of transcription by RNA polymerase II; negative regulation of G1/S transition of mitotic cell cycle; cell differentiation. Lineage: Eukaryota; Metazoa; Chordata; Aves; Psittaciformes; Psittacidae.
ACUAGGAGAGGUACAGGAAGCCAUACUAAUACUGCUAGGAACAAGUUCAGGGCAUUUGUUAUGUUCUGCUACUAAGAAAAAGGAAACAUGGGGAGUCUGUAUCUUUAUUGUAGCCGUUGAUCUGGAUGAAAUAACAUUCACUUUCACAGAGCUUCUGAAAAGUAUAGGCAUGAAUGUAUGCUUGUUUUUCCAGUUUCUGAAAGAGGUGGAUGUUAACAUGGAUACUGUAAGCACUAAAGUUGAUAGCACUGUAUCAAGGCUGAAAAAGAAGUAUGAUGUAUUACUUGCACUAUACCACAAGUUUGAAAGGACUUGUGGCCUUAUUUAUCUGGAACAACCUAGUAGUGAGAUUUCUGCUGAACUCAAUUCUGUAUUAGUCCUUAAAAAUUACUGGAUUACUUUUUUGCUGGCAAAAGGUAAAGUGUUACAAGUGGAAGAUGACCUGGUGAUUUCUUUCCAGUUGUUGCUGUGUGUCUUAGAUUAUUUUAUCAAACUGUCACCUCCUGCUAUGCUCAAGGAACCAUACAAGUCUGCUGUGACUGCAGUGGCUGUUAAUGGUUCAGCUCGAACUCCAAGAAGAGGUCAGAACAGGAGUACACGUACUUCAAAGCAAAUUGAUACCGAUACAAAAGUUAUUGAAAUCCUUUGUAAAGAGCAUGAUUGUAAUUUAGAUGAGGUCAAAAAUGUGUAUUCCACAAGCUUUAUUCCCUUCUUGAAUUCUGUUGGUAUUCUAGCUUCAAGUGGGCUACCAGAGGUUGAAGUUAUCUCGAAACAAUAUGAGGAGCUCUAUCUCAAAAACAAAGAUAUAGAUGCAAGAUUAUUUCUGGAUCAUGAUGAAACUCUACAGCCAGAUGUCAUGGCACGCUCACAGGUGGACAGGAUGCCACUAAAACCCAAUUCAGAUGAGGAACAUCCUCUCAUACUUCCACAGACUCCUGUUCGAGCUGCAAUGAACAACAUUCAGCAACUUACUAUGAUUUUAAACUCAGCAGCUGAUAAACCAUCAGAUAUUCUCAUCAAGUAUUUCAAUAAUUGCACAGUGAACCCUAAGGACAGUAUCUUGAAACGAGUGGAAAAUCUUGACCGCAUCUUCAAACAGAAAUUUGCUGAAGCAGUUGGACCCGGAUGUGCUGAAAUUGGCUCGCAGAGAUACAAGCUUGGAGUGCGCCUGUAUUACAGAGUAAUGGAGUCAAUGCUAAAGUCGGAGGAAGAGCGCCUGUCAGUGCAGAAUUUCAGCAAACUUCUGAAUGAUAACAUCUUCCACACAUCUCUUCUGGCAUGUGCUGUUGAGGUUGUCAUGGCUACAUAUGGCACAAAUGCUUCAGAAAGUGGUGGUACCAGUGCUGAAACAGACUUGUCUUUCCCAUGGAUUCUGAAUGUAUUUGAUCUAAAAGCUUUUGACUUCUACAAGGUGAUUGAAAGCUUUAUUAAAGCGGAGCCAAGCCUAACAAGGGAAAUGAUAAAGCAUCUAGAACGUUGUGAACAUCGAAUUAUGGAGUCUCUUGCUUGGCAGUCUGGGUCACCUCUGUUUGAUCUUAUCAAGCAGUCAAAAGAACGAGAAGGCCAAACUGAACAGCCUGAGCCCACUUCCACUCUCAAUCUGCCUCUCCAGCAUAAUCACACUGCAGCAGACCUCUAUCUUUCUCCUGUGAGAUCUCCUAAGAAGAAAGGACCUCCUCUAAGUGGUACUUCCACUUCAGAUGGUCAGCCAGGUGUUACCCCUCAACCACAGAAGCCACAGAAAUCUACCUCCCUCUCUCUGUUCUACAAAAAAGUGUAUCUGCUGGCCUAUCUCCGACUGCGUACCCUGUUCUUUCGGCUCCUCUCUGACCAUCCUGAUCUGGAACCCUUGAUCUGGACCCUGUUCCAGCACACACUGCAAAAUGAGUAUGAGCUUAUGAGAGACAGGCACUUGGACCAGAUCAUGAUGUGUUGCAUGUAUGGCAUAUGCAAAGUAAAGAAUGUUGAUCUUAGAUUUAAAAUAAUUGUUUCAGCGUACAAGGAGCUUCCCAACACAAAUCAAGAGACUUUCAAACGUGUUCUCAUCAGGGAAGAACAGUAUGACUCCAUUAUAGUUUUCUACAACUUAGUGUUUAUGCAGAAGCUGAAAACAAACAUUUUGCAGUAUGCCUCCAACAGGCCUCCCACUCUGUCACCUAUCCCGCACAUUCCUCGCAGCCCUUACCAGUUUUCCAACUCUCCUCGGCGUGUCCCUGCUGGCAAUAACAUCUACAUCUCGCCCUUGAAGAGCCCAUACAAAUUCUCUGAUGGGUUUCAGUCACCCACAAAGAUGACUCCAAGGUCUAGAAUUUUGGUGUCAAUUGGUGAAUCAUUUGGGACUUCUGAAAAGUUUCAAAAAAUAAACCAGAUGGUGUGCAACAGUGACUACCAGCUGAAGCGCAGCGCUGAAGUAAGCGCUGCUCCUAAGCCACUGAAGAGGCUGCGCUUUGAUAUAGAAGGGCAAGAUGAAGCAGAUGGAAGCAAACACCUACCCCAGGAGUCCAAGUUCCAACAAAAGCUUGCAGAAAUGACAUCUACUCGAACAAGAAUGCAAAAGCAGAAACUGAAUGAUGGAAAUGAUACCUCAGCGAGUGAAGAAAAGUGAGAUUCUUCUCAGGACCAGGGGCUGCACUGCAGGCCCUCUUAGAUUGUUUCUGUUUUACAGCCUUCAUUAAUUGAGUUGCUUUUUUAGUUGCUUUUUAUUCUGAAGUGCUAGUUGAAAGCAUUUGGACUUUUUAAAUUUUUAUAUGUUUUUCAUGAUACUUUUUGCCUUAUGAUGUAGCAUAUAUACAAUGUAAGCCACUGAAUUUAAUUUAUAUAUUUUUGUGAGGAUUUUAAAAACAAACUUGGAAGGUGUCUUAGUUUUCCUAUUGCAACAUUACUGAUUUAAGCCAAUUCAGUCACUUGGACUGAAUUUCUGUCU